CAGCAUCGAACUCCCCACGCUCGCUUUCAUCCCUCCGCUCCUCAGUGUCCGACUCGCCUCUCGAACCCACACCAUGGAGAGUGACGGAAUCCUUCGAUAUCCUCCUGGCUUUCGCUGGGCCAACAUCCUGGCAUCCGGCAUUUCAGGUCUAAUACUUCUCGACGAGGCCUCGCAAACCGUUGUUAAGUACUCCCUUGAUUGGGCUAAAGACAAUAUCGACGUGGAACGGCGCAUUUACGAACGCUUCAAGGAACAUGGCGGACACAAGAACAUCGUGCGAUACCUCGGUCCCUAUGACAUUGGUAUUCGCCUUGAGUAUAUUCGCAUCUUCGAUUUCAAGGGUUAUAUUCGCACGAACAAAGUCGACUACGAGCAGAAGAUCCAAUGGGCGGAACAAAUCAUCAGCGCGCUCUGUUUCGUGCAUGCAAGGGGGGUGGUCCAUGGUAACCUAAACCUAUUCAAUAUCCUGCUAGAUGAAAACCUCAAUGCGAAAGUUGCGGACUUUGCCGGCUCCUCUCUAGAUAGAUCUCCACUGCUUGUCGUGGUCACAGAGAGCUAUAGGAGACCCGGAGAUACUUGUUGCAUUAAGGCUGAUAUUUUCGCAUUUGGUUCUACGGUAUACAACAUCGUAACAGGCCAGAGCCCGUAUCAUGAUCUUUCUGAUUGCGAGAUCGACAGGCGCUUCGAGCGUGGGGAAUUUCCGGAAACAGAUUCCCUCGGGCCGCUCGGGAAGAUCAUUUCCAAGUGCUGGCGCGACGAGUACCCAGACGCAACGAGUAUUCAUAAGGAAAUUAAAGGUAUGUAACAAUCCUCAACCUAAAACCAGCGCUUCUCACACUAAUGAGCUAUUUCCGCGCGUC
Messenger RNA from Trematosphaeria pertusa, 860 nucleotides. RefSeq names its product kinase-like protein. NCBI's taxonomy places the organism in Eukaryota, Fungi, Ascomycota, Dothideomycetes, Pleosporales, Trematosphaeriaceae. The transcript has a single exon. The record is from RefSeq and is a predicted model, not a curated record. Bases 74 to 805 code for a protein of 243 amino acids. Gene Ontology annotation, biological process: protein phosphorylation. Gene Ontology annotation, molecular function: protein kinase activity; ATP binding.